AUGAGUGAGCCAACAGGCCUUGCUGAGGCUUUCGAGAAGCUAGCUAAGAUCCUCGAGGAGUCGAAAUCUGGGGCCAUCGUUCCUCGACAGGAAGUGGCUCAGAAGAUCGAACUGUCGCCCAUGGACAUGAAGUUAGAGGGGGCUACCAAUUAUCUGAGCUGGUCCCGAAGGGCGUUGCUAGCUGUGGAACAGAAGGAGCUUGAUGGGCACUUGUUGGGUGCUGUUGCUGAACCAGGAGACAAGACUACCGUGGAGGGAAAGAGAUGGAAGGUCAUAAACUCUGUGCUCAUUGGCUGGUUGUUGAACUCGGUGGUGCCCCCCAUUGGACGCUCUGUGGAGGGGCUAUCCACAUCCGCUGCGAUAUGGACGACUCUGUCCACCUUGUACUCAGGUAAGGGCAAUGUCAUGCUCAUUGCUCAGAUUGAGGGGAAGAUCAGUCGGCUGCAUCAAGGUGAUGACAUGUCAGUGAUGACAUAUGUGGCAGAGCUGCAGGCUUUGUGGGCAGAGCAGGAUAACUGCGACCCUCUGGAACUCUAUGAUGCGGCUUGCAUCGAGUCAGGGCGCAAGUGGAUUGCACGCAGGCGUGUGCUGAAACUGUUGGAGGGGCUUAGAGGUUGCUUUCAUGGCAGGAGGGCAUCCCUGUUGCACCAACCUCUCCUGCCCUCUAUUGAGGAGACAGAAGAGUGGACAUCUUGA
This is a messenger RNA of Triticum turgidum subsp. durum (durum wheat), 696 nucleotides long. NCBI's taxonomy places the organism in Eukaryota, Viridiplantae, Streptophyta, Magnoliopsida, Poales, Poaceae. The record is from the annotation of a GenBank genome assembly.